Messenger RNA from Daldinia childiae, 2301 nucleotides. RefSeq lists its product as uncharacterized. The record is from RefSeq and is a predicted model, not a curated record. The coding region runs from base 1 to 2301 and encodes 766 amino acids. The transcript has 3 exons. NCBI's taxonomy places the organism in Eukaryota, Fungi, Ascomycota, Sordariomycetes, Xylariales, Hypoxylaceae.
AUGGCAUUACGAUAUACAAUAGACACGCUGAUAUUUCUGCGCGAAUCGCACUUAUGCGUCAAACCAGGCGCACUUCCUCCUGCAGAAGAAUGGAUGGGACCACCGCCCGAAGCUUUCCGCAACAACCAAGGAAAUAAACCUGGGACUGAGAGAAGAAGCAACGACAGCUCCCUAUUAGACCAGUCUAAUAGACGAGUAGGCAUUGACAGACAUACGUCACGAAACGCUGGAGUUUCUGAGGAUAUUAUCCUUGGACCCCCGCGAACGACCUUUUCGUCGGCUACUCUCACAAGAGCCAACAAACCAUUCGAUAACGAUAAGACAUUGAAGGAUACCGAUACUCGAGACCGCUUCGCUUUCCGCUCUCGAAAUGGCGAUGCUGACAAUUCUGAGCGCUUCCGUGACCGUGACCGUGAUCGUGACGCUCGGGGUGGCUUCCGCCGACGUGGUGAUGACCAGGACAGUGAGGGCUGGAGUACCGUGAAGCCCCGUAAAAGUUUUGGGCAUGAAGGCGCAGAAAGAUUCCAUGGUCGUAUGGGUGACCGGCCUGAGCGUUUUGGACCAGAACGCCGACCGCGCGAUCAAGAUGACAAUGACAAUGUGGAUCGACCCCGCCGCAAUUUCGGCGAGUUUGCCAAGGAGAAAGAAGGGGAAGAUGGCGAUAAACCCCGUAGAAACGGCCUGAACAAGAACAGGACCGAUCAACCUUGGCUAAGGGACAAUGAUGCCCCCGCGCCUCGGGAGCGUUUUGACAGGUCCAAGAGUUGGAGAGAUAGGGCCGGAAACGAGCAUCAAGGUGAAGGACAGCAAGAUAGGCCGAGGGAGAGAACAUUUGAACGAAGAUGGGAUCGAGACCGGGAUCAGCGUCAGGAACGGGAACCGGAAUGGCUUGAUGAGCCCGUCGAAGAGCAGUCACAAGCGCAUACUCAAGAGGACUUCAUGAAGUUCAUGGAUAGUAUGAAGGCAGGGAAGAACCCGGCAAAGGCUGAGCCGGCCCCUAAGUUGAUUACUGAAGUAUCAGCACCACCCGAGAAGGUUGAAGCCGAGAAGACGAAAGUCAAGUCGGCGCCUGCUAUAGAGACUGGACCGGAUAAAUUUUUCGCUGCGUUUGCACAGAGUUCAAGCAUUGAAACGCCAGCUAGCACUGGUGAAGUUUCCAAGGAGAAUUCUGUUCCUGUUAUCAAACCAAAGACAGGUUCUCGAUUUCAGAAACUUUUCUCUUCUCAAGAAGAAUCUCGACGCCAAGUCGAGCCUCCAACUCCUGUUUCUAGUGCUCCGCCAGCCAGUGAGAUGAACCCUCUUUUCGCUCUAGGUGGUGGGCAAGCACAAAAUGACACAGCCGAGAAAGUCGCUUUUCAAGCAUUAUUGCAGAAGCUACAGAAGCAAACACUUCAGGCUACGACACCGCCAUCUGGUGGGUUUUCAGAGCCUCCUCCCAGUCAUGUGAUUGCCUCCCCCGGUCCUUACCAGCUUUAUGCGCAGGACCGCCGCGAAGAGCCGCUCUCUCGUGGACUUCCUCCUCAAGGCCAAGAUGUUCACACACCUAGGCCACAAGUGCAUCCGCAAUUUGCUGCUGGAAUGCGCUCAGAACAGCAGGUCUUGCAGGACCUCAUUGGCCAGCGGCAGAGUGCAGCGCGUUCUGAACAGCCACCAAGUCGAAAUAGCAACAGUAAUGCUGAGUUCCUCAUGACUCUAAUGCAGAGCACCCGAGUAGCGCCCGAUGCCCAGAGAAAUGAGCAACUUGCUAUGAGAAUGCCGCAGCCCUCUCGGCCUGCACAAAUCCUUCCUACGCCAGACAGGGAAAUCGAUUAUCAACAUGAGCGUGUUGCCGCGCAGCAUCAAGUUGGUCGUCCCACCAACUUGCCCAGCUUCUUCGACGAACCUCCAAUUCAUCAUAGGGAACCAGAUAGUCGCCCACAGCAACCCACCCAGAUUCUCCAGCGCCAAGUUCCCCCGGGCUUAGAUCAGAUUCAUCCAACUGCUUGGAUGCAGAACAAUGCACAGCAGUUACCGCCUCCAGGUCGGCCUAUGAUCCCCCCUCCUGGCCUAGCCGGGAACCCACGCAACGUCCCCAUUCCGGGAGCAUUCCCACCAGGAAACUUCCCCAUAGGCGCAUUUCCUCCAGAGGGGAUAGUCGGUCCCCCACGCAACAUGGCACCGCCUCCAGGCUUCUUCGGUGGCCCGCCACCGCCGGGAUUCAUACCCCCAGGAAUCCCUGGUUUCCAAGGACCGGAUAAUGUAGCAUUCGGGUUCGAUCACCGCGGCAUGCCUCCUCCUCCCGGCACUUUCCGUCGGAACUAG